Messenger RNA from Petromyzon marinus (sea lamprey), 1892 nucleotides. RefSeq names its product rho-related GTP-binding protein RhoA-D-like. The record is from RefSeq and is a predicted model, not a curated record. Gene Ontology annotation, biological process: small GTPase-mediated signal transduction. Gene Ontology annotation, molecular function: GTP binding; GTPase activity. Lineage: Eukaryota; Metazoa; Chordata; Hyperoartia; Petromyzontiformes; Petromyzontidae.
GGGAAAAGAUAGGCGGGGCUAGUAGGGUGUGGUCUGAUUCGUGACGUCACACCCUGCCGCGCCUUGACCCCGCGCCUUGACCCCGCGUCUCCCACCCACCCACCCCGCGACGACGGGUUUGCCUGUGCGGCCGCGAUGGCAGCCAUAAGGAAAAAGCUGGUCAUUGUCGGGGAUGGAGCCUGCGGAAAGACCUGCCUUCUCAUCGUCUUCAGCAAAGAUCAGUUUCCCGAAGUCUACGUGCCAACUGUGUUUGAAAACUACGUGGCCGAUAUCGAAGUAGAUGGCAAGCAGGUGGAGCUGGCGCUGUGGGACACGGCCGGACAGGAGGACUACGACCGCCUGCGACCGCUCUCCUACCCGGACACCGACGUCAUCCUCAUGUGCUUCUCCAUCGACAGUCCCGACAGCCUGGAAAACAUUCCUGAGAAGUGGACCCCAGAGGUGAAACAUUUCUGCCCAAAUGUGCCAAUUAUCCUGGUGGGAAAUAAGAAGGACCUGCGCAAUGACGACAACACAAAGCGUGAGCUUGCCAAGAUGAAGCAGGAGCCGGUGAGGGUGGAGGAAGGCAGAGACAUGGCCAACCGGAUAAAUGCCUUUGGCUACAUGGAGUGCUCGGCCAAGACCAAGGAUGGUGUGCGUGAGGUCUUUGAGAUGGCCACCAGGGCUGCCCUGCAAGUCCGCAAGCGCAAGAAGACAGGCGGUUGCCGGCUCUUGUAAACUGUUGCUUAAGUUGCCUUUUUUCUUCGUAAAUCAAAUUCAGUACACUAUACGUGGCGAAUAUAUUACACACGCAUCACGAAUUUCGUAACUCGUGUUAAAAGUUGUCUAAAGAAGGGGCUUUCGUUACUUACGUUAAGCAUGGGUUUUCAUUGGAAGCCGUCAACGCAUUCCCUUUUUCCGAGGCAGAUGAAGGUGUAGCCAUGUGCUGGUUCCAGGCUGCUGCUUUGGACCAGCCCCCACGGCAGGGACCUCUCCACAAGCACUAGUCUGCUCUUUUGGUUCAAGGCCUUGAUUCUUGCCAUCGGGAUUCUUUGCAGUUUCAACUUAAGCCACAUCUUUUUCCAGCCAAAUUUUAAGGGGGGGGGGGGCCCGCUUCUCUGUUGUGCUGUAUUGUGCAGUCCUCCAUCCUGUGACUGCCCCAAGUGGUGGUAAAAUUGAGACCAUCCGCACUGCUUGCUGCUGAGGUCCUGAUCAGUCUUUUGUGUGGCUGAUGCAGAGCAACAACUGCAAUUUCACAUUCAGGUUGUCAAGCCAGAUAACUGCCUCAUAUAGCAUCGUGUAUUGAUGUAGUCUCCUUAGUAUAUUUGGAUUGUUAUGUUGGUCCUAAUAGCGGCCAACCUGUUCCCUAACACUAAAUAUGGCAACCAAAGUGACAAUGCAAUUUAAGACUGUCUGGGUAAAUAGGCCCAUAAAUUGACCUGUAAUUAUUUUUAUUCCUGGGCGAGGGCACAAUGGCAUUGGCCUGUCUUGGAAGAAGGGGCAUGUGGAUGGCCACAGUAUGGAAAACCAACAUGUUAUCUCCAUUUACUUAGCAGUGUAAACAUUCCUUUUGGAGAUGGUUCUCUUUUUGUUAUGGGUUUCAGUUAGGGUGCUGUUGACUUCACAUGUAGUUGUGUUUUUAGAACUACUACUGUGUUCAAGGUGACCACUCCAUUAAAAAUCACAUGCAACCCCACUGUAUUCUGCAUUGAAAUGACAAGUCGGUCCUUGGUUAAUUUGAAACCAAAUUCAAAUGUACAUUGGAUUGUGGGUUUAAUGAAGUAAAGUUAGUGCAAUUGGUGCAUCACCACUAAACAGUGUCACUUUUAUUAACUACUGUUGUAUGUAAUAUCAAUGUUUCAUGGGCUUUGCAUUGUUAUCAAAUAAACAUUCCAAUACUGUAUUGAACAUCA